AUGUGGAGUUGGCGCCAGGAAAAUGCUGCACAAGUCAUCAAGCUCUUUAAGGAACACUCAAAGAAGAAGGAGGGCUAUCUGAGUAAGGAUGAAUUUGUGACGAUCCUGCAGAGGUACCCCUGCUGCAAAGAGACGCACUACCCUUCGGCCUUUUUCGAGCUCUUUGACCGAAACGAGGAUGGCUACCUGAGUGAGUCUGACUUUCUGGGUGGCAUGCUGGCCGUCAGUUGCAAUCUCAGCAAUGGCAAGAUGAUGGAGGGCAAGGGCAAAGGCAAGGCCCAAGCAGCUCCAAAGCCGAGCAGCUGGGCCAUCCAGGGCGGGGCCGCCGAGAAGAUCAUCGUGGCGGAGCCGCCCAACAAACGACGCAAAGGCGAUGGGAAGGAUGGUAAGGAUGGCAAGAACGGUGGCGACGGCAAGGGCGAUGGGAAGGCGAACGGCAAGGGCAAAGUGGACAACGAGUUGCAACAGAACCAGGCGACUGAUGGACAGAUCGAGGCCAUUUGCGACUUGUUGAGAUCCAACAAAGUGGAUCAAGCACUUCAGCUGAUGCAGAAGGAGCUUGGUGAUGUCACAAAAGCCAAUUCCAUUUCCGUCAAACAGCUGGGUCAGUUGGUGAAUGCUGUGGGCCUAAGAACACCACAGGAGCUGGCCUUGAAGUUUCUGGAUGCCGUGGAUGCCCUGGGAUUGCCCAAGUUCCCCAGUUACGGUGCGCAUGCUUACUUCAGCCGCUACGCGCGAUGGGCGUUGAGGGAGUUCCUGUCCGAAGCGGAAUCUGCAGUGGAGCAGGCAACGUCCACUCCUGCGCAUAUUCUGGAGAAGACAGGGGUGUGCAUUCCAAUGAUGGAGGCGGCUCCAUCUGAGAAAGGUCCCAACUACGUGAUGUUGAGCCCCUGUGCCGGGCUGCUCCCAGCUGGGCACAGCUUUCAACGUGGCGAUUGGUUACUGGUGACCUUUCCCCCCACGGCGACCCCUGGGAUCAGCAUCACCAGCCGCGGCGAUGUCAGCGUAGAGGCGGAGGUGGUGAUGAUCACAGCACCUCCGGGGCAGGGAAUUCUGGUGCGGAUGGUCGGUGAGCUGGGAAGAAAUGCAGGCGAGAAGUUCAACAAGAAGACAUGCCGCGUGGACCGGGUCGCGAACCACGUCACCCUGGGUCGUCAGUUGAAUGCACUAGUGUUGCUUUGUAGCCCCGUCUCCAAAGAAGAGGAAGAGGAAGCUGCAAAUGGCAAAAAAGGUAAAAAGGGCAAAGGCAAAGGGAAAGAGGAGAAGAGACCCACCACCCCUAUGUGGCUGAAGGACGUGUUGUUGGCCGUGGACAACAACCUCUCAGGCAUCGAACCAGGCCUAUCGGCGGUGGAGUUUCAAGGGGCCGGAAUCUCCCACCAUUCGCCCUUGGUGAAGGAAUGCAAUGAUUCUCAGAGCAAAGCCCUGUUAGCAGCUGGCAGCAGGCGCCUGUCGUUGAUCCAGGGUCCCCCUGGCGCCGGCAAAACGACCACGGCACUGCUCUUGGUCCGUGGCUGGACAGCGGCGCGACGUGGCCCGGUGCUGUGCUGUGCAGAUUCCAACAUCGCAGUGGACAAUUUGACAGCGGGCUGUGUGAAGGCUGGGCUGAAAGUGGUGCGCAUCGGUCGCCCCGAAGCUACCCGAUUUGACCUGGAGAAAUACAAUCUGCUGGAGAUGGUGAAGGACGCUAAAGCAGCUGAUCACAACGACUCUCAGGGCCACUUGGCUCAUCAACGUGCCAUCUUGGAGGAAGCCGAAGUGGUUUGCAGCACAUGUGCCGGUGCCGACCACCCGGUCUUGCAGGGCAAGGAUUUUGGGUGUAUUCUGAUUGAUGAAGCGGGACAAACCACGGAACUCGCGGUCUUAGUUCCCCUGAUGAAGAUGAGAAAAGAUGGCGUGGUGACCCUGGUGGGAGACCAUCGGCAACUUCCACCUACCAUCAGCAACGUGGAGGUGGAUGUGGAGGGCUUGGGCACCUCUCUCUUUGAGCGCUUGUCCUCGCAUGGUGUGGAGCCUUUCAUGUUGGACAUCCAAUAUCGUAUGCAUCCGGCCAUCGCCUCCUACCCCUCCGUGGCCAGCUACGGGGGCCGGCUGCGCAGCGGCAUCAGCGGCCAGAAGCGGCGCGCACCGCAGGGCAUCGCGUGGCCCAUCCCGGAAGCGCCGGUGACGUUUCUGCCGGUGGAAGGAAAGGAGACCUCUGAAGGGACCUCUUGGCUCAAUGAAACCGAGGUGGAAGCCCUUGAGGCCCUGCUGCAGAGUGCCCUGGCCUGGAACGACAUCAGUCCCUCGGAGAUCGGCGUCAUCACGCCCUACGCGGCGCAGGCGCGGCUCAUCCGCCGGCGCCUGGGCUGCCCGGCGCCGGGCAAACGGGCGCCCGAAGGGGCCGUGGGCGUGGCAUUGGUGGAGGUCAGCAGUGUGGAUGGCUUCCAGGGACGUGAAAAGGACUUGAUUUUGGUGAGCACGGUACGUGCCAACACCAGUGGCAAGGUGGGUUUCCUGGGCGAUCCCCGACGCCUCAACGUCACCAUCACGCGCUCGCGGCGUGGCCUGGUGGUGGUGGGACACUUCGAGACCUUGGCGUCCGACGAGUUCACGUGGCGGCCAUGGUUGACCUGGGCGCAGGAGAGAGGCCUGGUUGCCGGCUGUGAAGCCACCAAUGUGGAAGCUGCUGCAGCGCUAAAGCAGUUAGAAUUGCUCUCCGAGGAACAGUUACUGAGUCCAUUGACACCUCACAAGUUGGAUUCCCCGUCCGGACAGUUGAGGAUGCAGUUCAUCUUCCUGUACUACGAUCAGAAUCGCAAUGGCCGUUUGGAGGUGGAAGAGGUGGCGACAAUGAUCGAACACAUCCAGCAGUUGCAUGGUGAAUCCUGCAGCAGUGCAAUGGUUGAUGCCAAAGCUUUAGUGUCGUUGUAUUCGGGACCCUUCGGCUUCGCGGCCUUCUACGAUGCCGCGCAGCAGCGGAUGCUGAAUGGAACCUCACCAUUGCUGAGAACCCAACAGGAUUUGCUGGAGGCGGUGAGACGCCAAGCGAACGAUCAGAACGAAAGCGGUGCCCGGCUCACAUCCAAUGGUUCCACCAAGGAAGAUCCCUUAGCAUCGCUCGCAGGUCCGCCAAAUACUCGAGCAAAUGAAGGAAAUCUGAGUCCACUCGGCAACAAUGCGACUGGAAACUUGCAGCCGCAUCCGUCUCUGCCUUCAGCUGCACUUUCCAGGCCUCCGUCCCGUUCACGGUCUGAGUAUCGGCGGGAUCAAGGAGGAGCACAGGCCAUCGCCUUACGUGUGGUGAGGAGUUUGAUGGAUCUGUCAGGGGAGAAUGGAGCAGGAUGGAGGUCCAAUCUGAAUUUGGUCACUGCUCGAGAGCUAGUGGUGUUAUGUGAUGCUGUAGUCGAUCUCUUGAGACAAGAAGACUCCUUAGUGGAGGUGGCCUUCCCUUGCCGGGUCUACGGUGACAUCCACGGGCAGCUUUUGGAUCUGCUGGAGUUCUUUAACGCAUUCUCAUGGCCGGACAAGCGCAAGGGCGACAUCUUCUCCAUGAACUAUGUCUUCUUGGGAGACUUUGUCGACCGUGGAGCUUAUUCGUGUGAUGUGAUUACCUUGCUCUUUUCCAUCAAGGUCCUGUAUCCUUGCAAAGUCUUUCUGGUCAGGGGGAAUCAUGAGGAUCGUUUGAUGAACGUGAAUUAUGGCUUCCAUGCAGACUGUGCAAGGAAGUUUGGUCGCGACGGAGAUGACAUGUGGGAGCGUGUGAAUGACGUCUUUGAAUUUCUGCCCAUCUCGGCUGUUGUUGGAGGAGAAAUCCUCUGCAUCCACGGUGGCAUCGGCGAUUCCAUCAACCUACUGGAUGACCUACGGGGCAUUCCCAAACCCAUCCAGGUGGCCUGCGAAAUCAAUGAAAGGACAACUCGCCAAGAUCGCAUGGUCCUUGAUGCUUUGUGGUCAGAUCCCACGGAGAACGACCAGGUUCUAGGCGUCCACAUGUCGCCGCGUGGGAAGAACACCUGCCGUUUCGGUCCUGACCGAGUGAAGGCCGGAGGAUGGGGAUAG
Cladocopium goreaui is the source of this 4041-nucleotide messenger RNA. The record is from the annotation of a GenBank genome assembly. NCBI's taxonomy places the organism in Eukaryota, Dinophyceae, Suessiales, Symbiodiniaceae.